Messenger RNA from Trichobilharzia szidati, 2483 nucleotides. The record is from the annotation of a GenBank genome assembly. NCBI's taxonomy places the organism in Eukaryota, Metazoa, Platyhelminthes, Trematoda, Strigeidida, Schistosomatidae.
CAAUUUUAAACGUUGGCGCACCGUCUGAACUUUUUUGCAUGGUCACGCUUUCAGCGGCUGUUUUGAGCGGGAGGGGUGUUGCAGUUUAGGACUGCUGUUUACAUUUUGAGAUUUUCUGUCUAACCAGAAUUUUUACAGGACUUCAUCUCUGUCGAAGAAUUCUCAAAGUAACAAUUUAGCGCCUGUGUAAAUAUAAUGCCGAUCUACAAAGUUAACGUUAAAUGGCAGAAGAAUAAAUAUACAGAUGUAGAGUGUAACACAGACGAAAGCCCUGAGGUUUUCAAGGCCUCACUUUUUUCACUCACUGGUGUUCCUCCUGACCGCCAGAAAAUUAUCCUGCCCGGUGGAAUAUUAGGAAAUGAUAAUUACAAUGGCAUUCAAAUCAAAAAUGUAAAUUUAUCAGUUUUAUAACUUUGGUUUCCCAAGGGAAUAAACGUGAUGCUGGUGGGUUCUGUUGGUGAGGUCCCUGUUAGCGUCGCAGUUACGUCAGAAGAAGUGGUGUUACCGCCAUCAGAAAGUUCCUUCAAACUACCACCUGGCAUAUGGAACUUAGGAAAUACAUGUUACUUGAAUGCAGUCGUACAAAUGUUGUACUCAAUCCCAGAAUUCCGCUUGGUUUUACAAAUAUGUCAUUUUUCAAGUACUACUCCGGAUUCACAACAUUAUGUGCUACUAUGCGAAGGGUUGAAGUAUUCAUUCAAAUUGAUGACCAUGUCUGCCGUACCACUCACUCCUAUGUUUCUCCUUAAUGUUUUGCACUCUGUGUGUCCCCAGUUUGCCCCCCAAGCCAGAGAUACUGGGAAAUCGUCUCAAAACCCAUAUUCUAGGCUCAACCCAAAUCACGAACAACAAGAUGCCAGUGAGUGUUGGACAGAACUUGUCCGGGGAUUACAAACAGCUACUAUUGAUUUUGAAAUUUCAACGAGUAUUCCGGAUCUACCUGAAAGUUUCCGUACAAAUUCAGAGUGGAAUCCUGUAGAUCGAUUUCUUACUGGUCAACUGUUGUGCAAAUUAAGCUGCACUGAAUCGGAAGAACCUGAAUUAGAAACUGUAGAGACAUUUAAUCAGUUGUCUUGCUUCAUAAACCAAGAUGUGAAAUACCUGGUCACUGGCAUUCGAAACGGUUUUACGGGAAAUUUGACUAAACACUCACCGCUUCUGAAUCGUGAUGCUGUGUACAAACGAACUUCUUUGAUUAGUCGACUUCCUGCAUAUUUAUCUAUCCAUUUUGUUCGCUUCUUUUACAAAGAAGACAAGCAGGUUAAUGCUAAGAUUUUAAAAGAUGUAAAGUUUCCGCUUACUUUGGAUAUGCAUGAAUUUUGCACACCUGAAUUACAAAAGAAGUUACUACCUAUGCGCGAAAAAAUUCAUCUGCUUGACCAAAAUGAACUGACAAAUCCAUCGAAUCAAACGAAAUCGGCAAAACUCAAAGCAGAUGCCAAACAACCUGAUCCAUAUAAAAAUCCUGAAUUGUAUGAACCUUACUGGUUUUCUGAUGAUCCUGGCUCUAAUAAUUCUGGAUACUACGAGUUACAAGGAGUUUUGAGUCAUCAGGGUAGAACAAGCACUAGUGGACAUUAUGUUGCUUGGAUAAAAACACAAGGUGUAUGGCUCAAGUAUGACGAUCACCGUGUAAGUCAAGUAACCGAGGAAGACAUUUUGCGCUUAUCCGGAGGUGGUGACUGGCAUUGUGCGUAUAUCUUACUUUAUGGACCCCGUUGUGUGAAGAAAGAGUCAUGUGAGAACACCGCGAACAACGCUGAAGCUUUAACGGCAAAUGGGAAUUCAAUGAAUCAUGGAGACCACUCAAAUUGCCAACGUUCAUGAAAAAGUUUUGAAUUCCAAUGACGUUGUUCAUGAGUUUAUAAAGUCAGUUUUGACCGUCUAAACGCGCAUCACGCUAACAGUCAAGUAUUUUGUUAUGAUGGUUGAUGUCAUUAUUUUCACUUCAUAAAAUUGUGAUACCAUGUCAUUUCUUUUUCAACUGUUAUUGUCUUUUUUUAUCUUCAACAUCAUAAACAAGCACUGCAGUCCUUCCAGCUUCCUUUUGACUACCUAUCAUUGUUUCACCAUCAGAGAGUGUUUUACAAGCUAAGCAAUACAAGGUGAGAACACUAAGUCCCUAUUCAGGGAAGAAACAGCAUAACGCGUAUCUGAAACUGACAGCAAAACUCAUCCUGAGGAAGUGUGACAUGCUGUAGAACAACUGGGUAUAGGAUGUUGAUAACCCGACACCAAAGGUUAAAAAAUUCUAGUGGAUUUCAGCAGCACUCUACUCAAACCCAUGCAACCAAUUAAGAGCUUACGGUGAGUUUUCAUCUGAAGUGGUGUCCGUCAGGUAUGCCCACUGUCCCCAUUUCUUUUCAAUGUCAUCAGGAAUAUACUAGUGGAACUUAACCUAGCUGACUUCAGCAACUAAAAGCUUAACUUGUUGCCAGGGAAUCAUCUCAUUGACUUAGACCAUACAUAUGAUAAAGUCCUUC